UUUGCAUAUAAUUUCGAUUUAUUUUUAUAAUAUUUAAACUUUAUUAUUUCCCUUACAAUGGUUAAACGAGUGUUAAAACAUGCCACUUUAUUGACCUCACUCAGCUAUUGCCACUACAGUGAAGUUGGAAUUGUUGAAACCAUGAAUAGGAUUUUAACUUUGAGUGAGUUAGAUGUAAGUUAAAGCUAAAGAACACAAAACUUCAAAAAUUUACAUAGCGAAAUUAGGGUAUACUAUAAACUGAAGGAUUAUCAACUGUGUUCUGUUACCAAAGUAUGACUGCUAUUACAUCAAGACCAUCUGCAUUUGGAGAAAAUGGUCUGUCAGAACCUGAUCAAGAUGCAAACUCUACACUUACUGAACUAGACAAAGGACUAAGAUCAGGAAAAAUUGGAGAGCAGUGUGAAGCCAUUGUUCGUUUUCCAAGACUUUUUGAAAAAUAUCCUUUCCCAAUUCUCAUCAAUUCAGCAUGUUUAAAAUUAGGAGAAGUAUUUCGAGUUGGGACAAAUUUUCUUCGAGUGUUAGUAUUGAAGGUAAUGCAGCAGAGUGAAAAGCACUUGGAUAAGAUUCUUAAUGUGGAUGAAUUUGUUCGAAGGAUCUAUUGUGUCAUCUAUAGCAAUGAUCCUAUGGCUCGGGCAUUAACAUUGAGGACCCUUGGAAGUAUAGCAGCCAUUGUUGCAGAAAGGAAGAAUGUUCAUCACAGCAUCCGAACCAGUUUAGAUUCACAUGACCUUGUGGAGCUGGAAGCAGCUAUAUAUGCAGCUGGUUGUUUAGCUGCUCAGUCCAAGACUUUUGCUUCGAACAUCUGUACAAAAAUUGGAGAAAUGAUUCAAGGACUUGCUACUCCCGUUAAUGUAAAGUUAAAAUUGUUAGCAGUUUUUCAGAAUAUGCACCAAGAUGGUCAGACUGCUGCCAUAGUUCGUAAGCUCUGCGUAGACCUUCUUCCCAGCUACCCAUCACAACAGUUUACAGUGGUUACCUUGCACACCCUCACGCAGUUGGCCAGUGUCUUACUUGCUGAUAUUCCAGAUCAGGUGAAUCUGUUAUUAAAUUACUUAAAGAAAGAUCCAAGAGGUGGUGUGAAAAUUCAUGCUUUGAAAGAUCUUAAACUGUUAGCAGAGAAGGGACCUCAUUUGUGGAGCAGGCAGAAUGUUGAGGACAUGGUGACGUAUAGUCUUGGAACCCCUUACCUUAAUUUGAGAUGUGAAGCCUUACCGGUUCUGUUAAUGCUGGCUAAGUCAGUAGCAGUGGACAAGUUUGACUUGUAUAAAGGUUGUAAGGUGUUACAACUAUGUAGUGAAUGUGCUUUCCAUUCCAACAUUAUACUGGCUUCCUUGAGUGUAGAACUGCUUACCCAGUUUGCCAUCCAUGCUCAUAAAGGUAUGAAAAACACACAUUUUCUAUUGUUUUUAUUGAACUUUUUAGUUACCAAGGUCAAGAAUUUUGCAAAAUUGCAAUAG
Molecule: messenger RNA, 1460 nt
Organism: Limulus polyphemus (Atlantic horseshoe crab)
Lineage: Eukaryota; Metazoa; Arthropoda; Merostomata; Xiphosura; Limulidae
Product: integrator complex subunit 7-like
Exons: 10
Coding region: 276-1460 (394 amino acids)
Biological process (GO): snRNA 3'-end processing
Cellular component (GO): integrator complex
Source: RefSeq, a predicted model, not a curated record